GCACUUGCACGCCCUCGGGAAGACUGGCCGAGGCGCUCAGAUUGGCGGGAAGAGGAGCCGAACCAUCAACAAGUAAGCUGACACCAUCCUCGGCCCAUGGAAGCCAUGAAUACUAAGGUAGAUAUCUCGAAAAUACUGCACGAUUAAAUUCGAAUUCCAAGUACAGCACGUUGUCAAAUUAGCUGUCUUUUCGUAUAUGCAAAAUGGCUUCUCUCCUAUCCAACAGCUUGACUCGACUGAGCGCAUCGGGAAAGCUAUGUACGGCAAUGGGCAUUCGCCUUGUCGCGAACACACAGAUUGUCCAUAUGGCGGCAAACGGAGGUUUUGAUGCUCUUUUCAUUGAUCUCGAGCAUUCGACGUUGUCCAUUCAUGAUGCCAGUCAGCACUGCAUUGUUGGUCUUCAGCUGGGCGUGACACCUUUCGUCAGAGUUCCUUACCAAUGCGGUAACGGUUUCGUUCAAAAGGUUCUCGAUGGUGGAGCAAUGGGGGUUGUCUUCCCUCAUAUUCAUGGUCGCGACGAUGCUAUGGCUGCUGUCUCGAUAUGUAAAUAUCCGCCUCAGGGAAAGAGGUCCAUGACUGGCCAAUUACCCGUCUUCUCGUUGAAGGCCGUGCCACAAGACACCAUAAUCUCGGAGACCAACGCCAACGGCUCAACUGUGUUCCUGAUGAUUGAGACGAAGGAGAGUAUUGAAAACGUCGACGAGAUUGCUUCUGUUGAAGGCGCCGACGUGCUUCUUGUCGGAUCGAAUGACCUCGCUAUUGAGUUGGGUGCGCCGAGCCAGUUUAAAAGUUCAGUCUUCCGGGAAGCUAUGGAGACCGUAAGCCGGGCAUGCAAAAAGCACGGCAAGAUCAUGGGCUUGGCCGGUAUUUACAACAACCAUGAGCUACAUGAUUGGGCGAUUAAUGAGCUAGGCGUCUGCUUUCUUCUUGGAGGACAAGACUCUGCGAUAUUAGCUCGGGGAGCUAAAGAAACAAUGGCGGGAAUUGCGGACGUGCAAAGUACUUAAUCUUUAAACGUUUGAACGGCCAUACCAUGAUACCGUCAUAAAUCGACUCG
Messenger RNA from Colletotrichum phormii, 1057 nucleotides. RefSeq names its product HpcH/HpaI aldolase. Gene Ontology annotation, molecular function: aldehyde-lyase activity. The coding region runs from base 204 to 1007 and encodes 267 amino acids. The record is from RefSeq and is a predicted model, not a curated record. Lineage: Eukaryota; Fungi; Ascomycota; Sordariomycetes; Glomerellales; Glomerellaceae. The transcript is spliced from 3 exons. Gene Ontology annotation, cellular component: cytoplasm.